This is a messenger RNA of Aedes albopictus (Asian tiger mosquito), 720 nucleotides long. RefSeq lists its product as uncharacterized. Bases 26 to 658 code for a protein of 210 amino acids. NCBI's taxonomy places the organism in Eukaryota, Metazoa, Arthropoda, Insecta, Diptera, Culicidae. The transcript has 3 exons. The record is from RefSeq and is a predicted model, not a curated record.
AGUCAGAUAUCUAAUAGAAAAAGCAAUGCUGGGCAUUUUGCUGUUUAUUGGAUUUCUGUCGGUUGGAGAAAGUAAUGGACAGUAUACUGGGCAGGCAUAUGACCCACAAAGCUACUACAGAAAGGUGGCGAACAACUAUAAUACAGGAUUUACAGGAUGGAACAGCCCACAGAUUUAUACGCAACGCAACGGCAUCCCCAGUGAUCAAUGGCAACAAACAGCUAGGUCGGCUUACUAUAACCCAUACUAUCUUCAACAAUUGUACGGCAAUUCGUACUCGCAACAAGCACAAUCCGGAUGGACUCCGUAUUUGUCCGGAUCGCAAGGAUACUACAACAGUAAAGAUCGCAGCGACGGCUAUGGCUAUGAAUAUCCACGUCAAAGACAAAGCUAUGACUUGCCGUAUUACCAGUCGCAGAACUACGUAGGAAACCCCUUGUACGAUGGAGCAGGAUACGGUCCACGAUGGUUUAAUGAUAUUGGCGGGUUCGGUGGUAGAAGGCAGGACACACGCUGGUAUGGAGGGGCUUCCCGGCGGAAUGGAUUAGCUAGAACCACGCCAAAGCCACCCAAGACCACCACAACGACGACUGAGGCACCAACGAGGAAAAAUGUGCCCAGAAAGAGCAAGUUGUUCGUACCCAAUGUGUGGGGAUAAUAACUGGUUUCAAUGCUGGCACUAUGGAUAGAUUCGGAUAAAUAAAACUUUUAAACUUAUAA